GUCGCAUUCCUCACACCUAUCCCCUCUCCCUCGCAUCGUCCCCGUUGUAUGUACUCUGAGCACGUCACAACGCACCGAGGUCGCAUACAUCAAUAGAGUAUCUAUUCCAAUAUGUUGAACGUUCGUGACAUGGGCUUUUCGCCCAAGAACUCAUAGGGUGUGUAUCCAUGCCCAUCUAUUUGUGCCUACUCGCACCUAUAUGUAGGGGGCAAAGGAGCGCGCGAGAACGAAGGGAAGGGAACGAAGCGACGCGUGGCUUCCAAGGCCCCCCAAACCCCCCCUCGCAUAACACCCCACCCAUCACCACCACCUUCCAUCACUCCCACCCAAACCCAAACCCAAUGGAUUUCUACCCCUUCCAACCGGACACCGCCCGCGACUACGAAGCCGAGGAGCUGGACGAGCUCGAGCAUCCCGAGGACGCGGGUGCGGCGCCCGAGAUCAGUCUCGCUUGGGAAGACGGCGGGGGGGAUGUCACGGCGCAGACGCUGGUCGUGGGCCUCGCGGCCGGGCGGAUGUUCCUCGACGCUUUCUUUGCUCUCGCCACCGGCGCCGCCACCGCGAAGAAAAUCGGCGCCAUUCGGCGGGGGGAUGUCGAGGUGGUGACGUUGUAUAGAUUGACGGACGCAGAGGGGGUGGUGGUGGUCGCGACGGUCCACGAGACGGAGAUUCAGGAUCCGGUUGCCAGUGUGUAUGCGCGGGUUCUUGUCCAGGGUGUUCUGGCGGAGCAGACGAUAUUACUGGGCACGUUGCAUGCGAGCGGGUUCGAGGCCGAUCUUCGGGACGCCGUGCCGCCUGUUCUGCGACGGCUGAGCACCGCGACCGCUUGCCCGGAUGUAAGGAUGGUGUUCUCACAAAGUGCGUUGUGUUCUUGGGAUACUCAAACCCAACCCCAUUCUCCCAAACAGCCCACUCAAACCCCGCUCCUCUCCCCGCCAACUAUCCUCACCGGCCCCGUCGCCGGGUUCCUCGCCUACCUGACUUCCCACGCCCACCCAACCCACACCUACCUCACCCUCCCCGAACGCACCUACGGGCACAGCACCCCGUCCGUGGCGUCGUUGCAGGCCUUUGAACGUGUUGCACGGGUUAUGUUGGGGGUGCAGGAUUCGGCCGGGGCGCGCGAGGAGAGAUCGAAGGCGUACCGGGCGGCCGCGCGAGUGGAGGGACGACACGCGGGCGAGGGACAUCUCUAUCUUUGAAUCGGCGGGUAUGGCGUUUCGAUAGAUGCGUAGGUAGUGAGAUACAGGUCUCACCCCGCUCCGCCAACACCUCCCUCAGCCCGCGCUUGAUCUCGCCGACGAUCCCCGGGCCGUGAUACGCCAACC
Messenger RNA from Fimicolochytrium jonesii, 1328 nucleotides. RefSeq lists its product as uncharacterized. The record is from RefSeq and is a predicted model, not a curated record. The coding region runs from base 168 to 1202 and encodes 344 amino acids. Lineage: Eukaryota; Fungi; Chytridiomycota; Chytridiomycetes; Spizellomycetales; Powellomycetaceae. The transcript has 7 exons.